This is a messenger RNA of Agrilus planipennis (emerald ash borer), 2353 nucleotides long. Its product is annotated as deoxyribodipyrimidine photo-lyase. Gene Ontology annotation, biological process: photoreactive repair. Bases 641 to 2344 code for a protein of 567 amino acids. Gene Ontology annotation, molecular function: deoxyribodipyrimidine photo-lyase activity. The transcript has 7 exons. The record is from RefSeq and is a predicted model, not a curated record. NCBI's taxonomy places the organism in Eukaryota, Metazoa, Arthropoda, Insecta, Coleoptera, Buprestidae.
UCAUUGGUAUUAUUCAGCUGCAACUAACGACUGACAUUGAGAAUGCAUCGUACAUUUUAAAAGGUGCAACCCAAGUGCAACUGGUUCGUUCGUUCGUUCGUUGCGUUUGUGAAUUUGCCGCGUUCUCGACAAUUUAAAAAGCUCCCAGGAACAACAACUGUGUUGUGUAACUGUCCAGCGGAGCCGCUUUGCGUUUAUUUCUCGUUCGUUAUUGCCGGAGACUUCUUAAAAACCAAGAAUGACCAGUUUAAAAGAAUAUAUAAAUGUGUUAACAACGGUGCUUCAGUGAGCUCUGAUGAUAUUCCACCGUCCACCAACAGUUUAUUUUUCCGGUAAAAUGUACUAUCGAUAAGUUAAGAUUUAUUAAGUUAUCAUUAAUCCAUUCUGCGUACAUUAAUUUAGUCUAAAUUUAACGAUUUAUUAAUGGUAGUGUUAACUGCUAAAUGUCGACGAAGAUUACAUAACGGAUGUGACCUUCGGCAAUGAUUCAGUAAAUCUACUAGUACAAGAUAAUAUUAGAGUACAUUAACUUAUUCACAUUAGACGAAGACGAUUUUAAACUUUAAAUUUAAUCCAAAUGUUUGUGCGUAAAAAUAAAAGGCAGAUUUAAACGAGUUAGCAAAAUCGUCAUCCAAUUCAGAUGGCAUCCAUAACUCCGAGAGUAGGAAGUAAAGUCGAUUGGACUAAGUUCACGAAAGAAAAUUUUAUAUCUGCGAUAAAAGAAUCAAGAUCGAAGGAAGGUGAGCGAGUGGAAGAUUUUAAGUUCAACAAAAACAGGAUCAGAAUUUUAAGCGAUUGCAAAGAAGUUAAAGAAAGUAGCGAUGGAAUCCUGUAUUGGAUGUGCCGGGACUGUCGUGUCCAGGACAACUGGGCCAUGCUAUUCGCCCAAAGGCUCGCAAGGAAAAACAAAAUUCCACUGUUUGUCUGCUACUUUACCAAGAAUGGGUCUGAACUUGUUCCUACCAGAAGGCACAACAAUUUUUUGAUAAAUGGUCUCAAAGAAGUUGCCGAGGAAUGCUCCCGGUUAAAUAUAAAAUUCCAUUUAAUCAACGGUGAUCCUUGCAAGUCCUUGGUGGACAUUGUAAUAAGAAACAAUAUCGGAAGCGUCAUAUGUGAACUAAAUCCACUAAGAAAACCCAAGAAAUGGCAGCAAACAGUAAAAGGAAUGUUACCAAACGACGUGUCGCUUGUACAGGUUGAUGCGCACAAUAUUGUCCCAGUUUGGAUAACGUCUUCGAAACAGGAGCUAGCAGCUAGAACAAUCCGUCCAAAAAUCAACAGAAACUUGGAAGAAUAUUUAACAGGCUUUCCGAUGGUAUCAAAACACGAAUACGCGGGCGAAUUAAACUUAAACAAUAUGGAGUAUUCGUUUGAAGAUGCUAUCAAAUCGUUUGAGUCAGAAAAGGAUGUGGAUUUGCCUGAGAUAAAAUGGGCCAAACCAUCAGGGACAACUGCAGGCAUUGAAAUGCUACAUUUGUUUUUAACAACACGACUAAAAAAUUAUGCCACGACUAGUGGAGAUCCUUCGAAAGAUAAUUUAUCGAGAAUGUCGUCGUGGGUGAAUUUUGGUCAAUUAUCGGCACAAAGGAUUGCACUGGAAGUUGAGAACUUCAAAAACAGUUACAAAGAAAGCGUCGAAAGGUAUUUAGAAGAACUAAUUGUACGUCGAGAGCUUUCCGACAACUAUUGUUUUUACAAUGAAAAUUACGACAAUAUUGAAGGCGCUGACAAAUGGGCCAGGACAACGUUGGACAUCCACCGUAAAGACAAGAGAGAAUAUAUUUACACGAAAGAACAGUUUGCGCAAGCUAAGACACACGACGAAAUUUGGAAUGCAGCUCAAGUUCAGGUUAUAAACGAAGGAAGAAUGCACGGAUACAUUCGAAUGUAUUGGUGUAAAAAAAUCCUGGAAUGGACCAAGAGUCCUGAAGAAGCAAUAGAAAUUGGUCUCCAUUUGAACGACACCUUCGCAUUGGACGGAAAUAAUCCAAACGGAUUUGUUGGUGUAAUGUGGUCAAUUUGUGGAGUCCAUGAUCAUGGCUGGACUGAACGACCGAUAUUUGGAAAAAUUCGGUUUAUGGUGUUUUGGAGCAUGAGAAAAAAAUUCGACGCCGAUGCGUUUUGUGAGCAGUACGGAAGAAGAAUUGAUAACGCCACAGCACCCAAAGCUAAAAAACAAUCAGUUUCUAAUAUCAAGCAAACAUAUCUGAAUAAAAAGCAAUCAACGAAAAGCCAUUCUGAAUCAGACAAUGAAGAGAAAGUGCAAGAAAAGAAGUCCAGACCAAGGAGAAAUAAAAAUGAAACUUCUCGCCUGCAACCAAAAAAGAAAACUAAACUAAAAUAGAAAAUAUUU